AUGGCACCGUCCGCUACCCCUUCAGAGCAGGGCUCUGCACGGAUCGGCCCACACCCGUCCUACAUCGAGAUCGCGAAGCCGUACAUUCUCCAGUCACGCAUACAGGCUUGUCUUUCGUCCAUUCAGAUGUCUGACGCCAAAGAAGACUCUGUGCGGCUGCAAGGCGUGUCUUGGAUCGACACGGUACGACGCGCCUUGUCGCUGCCGAUUCGCACCUUCAACACCGCCGUCAUUUACUACCACAAGUUCCGGCUGCUACACGCCGACAAUGAGUACAAUUGGGCCGACGCAAGCGCGGCGGCGCUCUUCACAGCGUGCAAAAUCGAAGACACGCUCAAGAAGAGUAGAGAAAUCCUGUGCGCAAACUGGAACCUGAAGGUUGGGCCUGGAGAAGCGUUGAGCAGCGACGAUCCCCGGUUCGACAUACAUUCCAAACAGAUCAUUGGGCUGGAGAGACUUAUGCUGGAGAGUGCGGGGUUCGACUUUAGGAACCGAUAUCCGCAGAAGCUCAUGGUUAAGCUUGCGAGGGCUGUGAAAUUUGAUCAGAAUAACGAGGGCAAGACGGCGUGGAAUCUGAGCGUGGAUCUAUAUAGGACGUUUGCGCCGCUCAAGCAGAACACGCCGACGCUGGCGAUUGCGUGCUUAGAAUUGGCCGCGCGUCUGCAUGAGAGGGACGCUGAGGCGCUGGUGGAUAGAGGCGCAUGUAGGUAUGCAAAGUGGGGGACGAGUCGAGGAGAGGUCAUGGAAACACUUCUCGACCUCCUCGACCUCUACACGCAUAACCGCUCAGCUACCUCGAUCGGCCCUCUCUACACCCUCGAAACGUUCAUCAACAUUCGCAUCACCCUCAAUACCGAAGCCUCGCGCCUUUCGCUCCCACGCUUCACUCACUACGCCUCCGAGACGCCUUCCACGACUAUCUCACCUGCUACACCAGCAGCUGUGAACGGUCUGAAAUCACGCAAAGGCGUUGAUACAACGAGUCCGAACACGCCUGCCACGCCAGGCACCAUCUCGCCUAGUCAACCAGACGCCAGUGUAAUUGGGGUGCGAGGACAAAAUGGGACAGUAAGGUUCAUGCUUGAUGCAGCGCGCGCCAGGGACGAGCGGGCAGAGGUCGAGAAGUACUACAAAGUCGAAGAAGAAGAGUACGAGGUCGAAGUUCCCAACGAUAAGGCCGAAGACGGGGACAGAGACAGGAGGAGGGUGCGUUGA
Messenger RNA from Didymella exigua CBS 183.55, 1215 nucleotides. RefSeq names its product cyclin-like protein. Bases 1 to 1215 code for a protein of 404 amino acids. Gene Ontology annotation, cellular component: cyclin/CDK positive transcription elongation factor complex; nucleus. Gene Ontology annotation, biological process: positive regulation of DNA-templated transcription, elongation; regulation of transcription by RNA polymerase II. Lineage: Eukaryota; Fungi; Ascomycota; Dothideomycetes; Pleosporales; Didymellaceae. The record is from RefSeq and is a predicted model, not a curated record. The transcript has 2 exons. Gene Ontology annotation, molecular function: cyclin-dependent protein serine/threonine kinase activator activity.